CUGCGGCAGCCUGUAGUAGUCUUUCCCUUCUCUCUGCCUGGUGUUUCCCUGUUCAACUCUGCCUGGAGUCUCCGAAAUCGCCGUCGCGGCCGCCGUCAAGAUGGCGUCCACUAGCCGAUUGGAUGUACUUCCAAGAGUUACAUGUCCAAACCAUCCAGAUGCUAUUUUGGUGGAAGACUAUAGAGCUGGGGACAUGAUCUGUCCUGAAUGUGGACUGGUUGUUGGUGAUCGUGUUAUAGACGUGGGAUCUGAAUGGAGAACCUUCAGCAAUGACAAAGCUACCAAAGACCCAUCUCGGGUUGGAGAUUCUCAGAAUCCUCUCCUGAGUGAUGGAGACUUGACAACAAUGAUUGGCAAGGGUACUGGAGCAGCAAGCUUUGAUGAAUUUGGAAAUUCAAAGUAUCAAAAUCGCAGAACAAUGAGCAGUUCUGAUCGUGCAAUGAUGAAUGCUUUCAAAGAAAUUACGACUAUGGCAGACAGAAUUAACCUCCCUCGAAAUAUAGUUGAUCGAACAAAUAAUUUAUUCAAGCAAGUAUAUGAACAGAAGAGCCUGAAGGGGAGAGCUAAUGAUGCCAUAGCUUCUGCUUGUCUCUAUAUUGCCUGUAGACAAGAGGGUGUUCCUAGAACAUUUAAAGAAAUAUGUGCCGUAUCACGGAUUUCCAAGAAAGAAAUAGGCCGGUGUUUUAAGCUAAUUUUGAAGGCUUUAGAAACCAGUGUGGAUUUGAUCACAACAGGGGAUUUCAUGUCAAGAUUUUGUUCAAACCUUGGUCUUCCUAAACAAGUACAGAUGGCAGCUACACACAUUGCUCGGAAAGCUGUGGAGCUGGACCUGGUGCCCGGCAGAAGCCCCAUUUCUGUGGCUGCUGCAGCGAUUUACAUGGCUUCCCAAGCCUCUGCAGAGAAAAGGACUCAGAAAGAAAUUGGAGAUAUUGCUGGAGUUGCUGAUGUUACAAUCCGGCAGUCUUACAGACUCAUCUAUCCUCGAGCCCCAGAUCUGUUUCCUGCAGACUUCAAAUUCGACACCCCUGUGGACAAACUACCCCAACUGUAAAUCGCUACAUGUAUGUUAAGCUUUCAUGAACAGUGAACUUGCCUAUUGUAAGAACUGUAUAAAGUGCUGAGAUUGAGCCUUCCUAAUGUGAGGAUGGAGAAACAAGCGUGAAGAUGCAGAAGUAUGAAACAUAUAAUGCACAUUCCAAGGCAAAACAAAAUAAUUGUGUGGCAUUUUGUAUGUAUAUAUUAGUGAAAGUAAAUAUUUAAUGACAGUUAAGAUUAAUUUCUUAUUGUAUUUCAUUUCUUUUGUAGCAUUCUAGUAAAUUGUAUUUUGGAAGAUAUUUGAAAUUAUGUAAUUCCUGAAUAAAUUGUUUUCCAAAAAUAACUUCUUGUUCCACAAAUUAUGUAUUUCAUUGUGAAUAAUAAAGCGAGUCUGAAACAGGA
Molecule: messenger RNA, 1437 nt
Organism: Antechinus flavipes (yellow-footed antechinus)
Lineage: Eukaryota; Metazoa; Chordata; Mammalia; Dasyuromorphia; Dasyuridae
Gene: GTF2B
Product: general transcription factor IIB
Exons: 7
Coding region: 101-1051 (316 amino acids)
Biological process (GO): transcription initiation at RNA polymerase II promoter; transcription preinitiation complex assembly
Cellular component (GO): transcription preinitiation complex; nucleus
Molecular function (GO): TBP-class protein binding; RNA polymerase II general transcription initiation factor activity
Source: RefSeq, a predicted model, not a curated record